Molecule: messenger RNA, 1284 nt
Organism: Uncinocarpus reesii 1704
Lineage: Eukaryota; Fungi; Ascomycota; Eurotiomycetes; Onygenales; Onygenaceae
Product: succinate dehydrogenase flavoprotein subunit
Exons: 2
Coding region: 1-1284 (427 amino acids)
Biological process (GO): mitochondrial electron transport, succinate to ubiquinone
Molecular function (GO): flavin adenine dinucleotide binding; succinate dehydrogenase (quinone) activity; electron transfer activity
Source: RefSeq, a predicted model, not a curated record
AUGGAUCUUUUGAUGGAGAAUGGAGAAUGCAAGGGCAUCAUCGCCUAUAAUCAAGAAGACGGAACGCUCCACCGCUUCAGGGCGCACCACACGGUUUUGGCCACCGGUGGUUAUGGACGUGCCUAUUUCAGCUGUACCUCCGCUCACACCUGCACAGGCGACGGUAUGGCUAUGGUUGCUCGUGCUGGCUUGCCAAACCAAGAUCUUGAAUUCGUUCAAUUCCACCCUACCGGUAUCUACGGUGCUGGCUGUCUCAUCACCGAAGGUUCCCGUGGUGAGGGUGGUUACCUCCUUAACUCCGAGGGAGAACGCUUCAUGGAACGAUAUGCGCCUACCGCUAAGGAUCUUGCCAGUCGAGACGUCGUCUCUCGAUCCAUGACGCUUGAGAUCCGUAACGGACGUGGUGUAGGUCCCGAGAAAGAUCACAUCUAUCUCCAACUCAGCCAUCUCCCUGCCGAAAUCCUGCAUGAGCGCCUUCCUGGUAUCUCCGAGACCGCUUCCAUCUUCGCUGGCGUCGAUGUUACCAAACAGCCAAUUCCAGUUCUGCCUACCGUUCACUACAACAUGGGCGGAAUACCCACCCGCUACACCGGUGAGGUUAUCACCAUUGAUGACAAGGGCAAUGACAAGAUUGUGCCUGGCCUUUAUGCUUGUGGAGAGGCCGCUUGUGUCUCUGUCCACGGUGCUAACCGACUCGGUGCCAAUUCUCUCCUUGAUCUUAUCGUGUUCGGACGCGCUGUCUCUCACACGAUCCGCGACAAGGCUACCCCGAACACUCCCCAUAAGGAAAUCAGCGCUGAUGCAGGCGCUGAUUCCAUCCGUGUCCUCGACGAAGUCAGAACUGCCGAGGGGCCAAAGUCCACCUUCGACAUCAGAAAUGCUAUGCAGAAAACUAUGCAGUCUGAUGUUAGCGUUUUCCGUACUCAGCAAAGUUUGGACGAAGGUGUGCAGAAAAUCACUGAGGUUGACCAAAUGUUCAGCCAAGUUGGAACCAAGGAUCGCAGUAUGAUCUGGAACUCCGACCUUGUGGAGACUCUUGAAUUGAGAAACUUGUUGACUUGCGCCACUCAAACCGCUGUCGCCGCUGCUAAUCGUAAGGAAUCCCGCGGUGCUCACGCCCGAGAGGAUUACCCCGAUCGUGAUGACGAGAACUGGAUGAAGCAUACUCUUACAUUCCAGAAAGAGCCGCAUGGAAAGGUCGACCUUACCUAUCGCGCUGUAACACAUACUACAUUGGACGAGAACGAGUGCAAACCCGUACCACCGUUCAAGCGCACAUAUUAG